Molecule: messenger RNA, 2248 nt
Organism: Oncorhynchus mykiss (rainbow trout)
Lineage: Eukaryota; Metazoa; Chordata; Actinopteri; Salmoniformes; Salmonidae
Product: COP9 signalosome complex subunit 8
Biological process (GO): protein deneddylation; COP9 signalosome assembly
Cellular component (GO): COP9 signalosome
Source: RefSeq, a predicted model, not a curated record
AAUUAGCUAGCAACAGCAGGCUAGCUAAAUAUGACAAAUUAGCUAGCAAGUGCAAGCUAGCUUUUUGACCUGUCCCCAAAUUAAUAUAAUUGGUUCAGAGUUUGUUUUGAUAUUUCAACCUGCUUGUCGUGAACGCAUUUGGUAUUGGGGGGACAAAAUACAUUUAUUUAUGAUGGCGCACGUGUGCAGCCGAUUUUGGUUCCGUGAAUUAGCCAAUGUGUAUUGUUGUCACGUAAGAGGUCAAGGGAUGUUUCUGGCACCGUUUUAUAUAAACAGAAGUUCGCCAGAGAGAAAUCCCCAUACUUUACAUUCGCGCUUGCUGUUUGUACAUAUCAUGCUUGCCGUUUGUACAUUUUAUAGACGAUGGCAAACGAGAGUUCAUUGACCUGGUCCAUUGCGGAAACAAAGCUUCUGAUAUCCAUUUGGUCGCAAAAUCAGAUUCUAGCGAGGUUGAAAGCGUGGUACAGAAAAAGAGAUCUAUAUUGAGAAUGUCCACGGGGUUGCUCGAACAUGGCCUCCAUUGUUCGGAAGUAGUGCCAGACAAAAAUCUGAGACAUUAAAUAUACAUAACACAAGACGAAAGACAAUAAUGGACUGCGUGAUAGUGGCCGGGAGACCUGUCCAUUCUACAGGGAACUGGACGAAUUCCUUGGCACAUGACCUGCCUCCAUGCCUCGCCAUAUUAUUGAGUCCAGGGUGACUGAAGCAGAAGAGCAAGAAUAUGGCAAGUACUUUUUUUGGCUUUGUGUUCUUGUAGCCAACAAAAUAAGUCUGGACACUAUCCUAAUGUAUUAGCCAGCCAGCCAACUACCUAUAAGUUAUAUGAAUCUAAAUGAUCACUACUUCAUGUUAUUUUCUGCUAGCUGCCUGCUAACAAAGCUCACGUUUUAUAACGUAAGUGAUUGUUGCUUAGCCUGUUCGUAAACUUUUCUUUUCACUCUCACCCAAAUGAUUGCAAUGACUAGGAACUAGUUAGCUAUUUCACAACUACUUUAUGUUGUUGACUGCUAGCUGCUUGCUAACAAAAGUCACUGUUCAUAGCGAAUGUAUUUUGUUUGGUAACUUUGCUUAUUACUUGCUCUCCCACAGACUGAUGAAGGGCCAAGCAGCAACCCUGGGCCCAGCAGCAGUUGCAACACUCAACCUGGCUGCAGUUCCAACUGAGCGGUCUGUGUACCUCCCAAGUCCAGACAACUCAUCUCUUGGCUCGAGGAACCCUCCUCGAGCCACCAAAAAACCUCUUGCACGUGUUGAGACCACACGUAGGAGGGCCUAUGGCCUGGUGGCCCAGGCAUACACCUCCAUCACGGCAGAAGACUUUGCCGCCUUUGUGGGCUACUCUGUGGAGGAAGCCGUGAAGGGGGUGGUGAGCCAGGGCUGGCAGGCAGAUCCUGCCACCAGGAUGGUAAUGCCCCAGAAACCAGAUCCUCCCCCUGUCUCGCUGGUUCCAAACGAGCAGCAACUGGCCAGACUCACUGACUACGUGGCUUUCCUUGAGAACUGAUCAAUUCCCUUCAGCCCCGUUUGUCUGCCGUGAGGAGGACUCCAGAACGCCCCUCUUCCAGAGCUUAGAUGGACACACGCACCAUACACACACGCACCAUAUACACACACACACACACAGACACGCAUGCAGGACCUCAAGCUCACCCCCCUUGUGCAUGAUUGUGGUCAUGUCUCUGGGAGCGAGACACCAUGUUUUCAGAAAGAUGGGCCUCAGACUUACGAUUCAGUUCGUACGCCCACUAACUCUGUUGUUGGGCAAUCCUUAGUAAAUGACUGCGACUUUACUGCGUCUUUACGAAGUGGCAGUCUCAAUGAUUGUAGUAGUUAAUUUAAUGUCAUUUCUGUAAGAAAAAUAAUACUAUUUUCAUGCGCACGUUGGAAGAAUUUGAUUGUCCGCAGCCGCCCAAUUAUGUGAGAAGUCCCGCAUCAGACUCUAACCCGCAAAUAGGCCGAAAAUUGGACAGGGUGCAAGAUUUAUUUUUUUACUAAUAAUUUCCAACAUUUUGGUAGGCUAUUUGUUCAUCAACUUUUCUAUAAUUAUAUGCAUGCAGCUUCUCUUCUGUCAUUACUGCCCUAGAAGACUAAAUAAACCCUUGUUCACCAGAAUGUCGUAAAUCGGUGAACGCUUCAAUCUUGUUGACUUCUGUAAAGUUUUCUCUUUCAUCUCUGCUUCUCUCCUGCAGGAGAGGUUUAGGGACCGGAGGGGUAAAUGCAAUAAAACAUUUUUUAAAGAUUUUCUGUG